This is a messenger RNA of Guyanagaster necrorhizus, 1815 nucleotides long. RefSeq names its product P-loop containing nucleoside triphosphate hydrolase protein. NCBI's taxonomy places the organism in Eukaryota, Fungi, Basidiomycota, Agaricomycetes, Agaricales, Physalacriaceae. The record is from RefSeq and is a predicted model, not a curated record. The coding region runs from base 1 to 1815 and encodes 604 amino acids. Gene Ontology annotation, cellular component: nucleolus. The transcript has 8 exons. Gene Ontology annotation, molecular function: GTP binding.
AUGCCUCGUAUAAGGAAAACGACCAGCAAUCGAAGUUCGACUAAUGACCGUCGAAAACUUCAGACCAAGGUUAGGGAGAGCAAGAAGAAGAAGGCCAAGGCUGCGGAAAAGAAUCCUCAGUGGAAAUCAAAACAAAAAAAGGACCCUGGCAUCCCGAAUGAGUUUCCAUACAAGGAUCAAAUAUUAGCUGAAGUGCAGGAGCAGCGUCGGCUGGCUCUGGAGGAGAAACAACAACGAAAAGAUGCCAAGAAAGCCAAACCUGCAACUGAGGAAGGCGAUCCUAAAGGGUUCGACCCCGUCGCCAGCAUCGCUGCAAAACAUCUAGUGAAUGCGAAGAUCGCCAAAAUGCCAGCCUCCCCUCGACAAACUGAAGAGGCCGAGGAUGAUGAUGAAGAAGUACCGGUACUCGUCAACAGGGACCUUCCAACCUUAAAAUCAGUGCUGGACCACGCCGAUGUGCUGUUAGAGGUCCUGGAUUGCAGGGAUCCGUUGGCGUUCCGAAGCUCUGAGCUCGAAAAGCUUGCACCGUCAGGACGGGUGGUGUUUCUGCUGAAUAAAAUUGAUACUUGCCCGAAAGAAGCCGUUGCUGCGUGGGUCACACAACUGCGCUUUCAGCAAGCUACGAUACUCUUUCGUUCAGCUUCGGCGUUCAUUCCAGACGAAGUACAGUGUCAUAAGCAAGAGAAGGGGAAGGGAAAGCUGUCGGCUGACAAUGCUAUUGGUGUCGAUGCGCUGUUGAAAACACUGCUUCCCUGGGCAAAAAGCAAGAGUGACGAUGAACCGCUGGUUGUUGCAGUGGCUGGAUUCACAAAUACUGGAAAAAGCUCAGUGAUCAACUCCGUAGCCAAAAAAGCUGUCCUGCCUACGUAUACCCUUGCGACUUCUUCCCGAGGCCCCACGACGACAGUGCUUCCUCAGGAGAUCACUAUUGAGGAAGGGGGAAAGAAGAUCAAGUUCGUUGAUACACCUGGCCUGCUGUGGGCAGACAGCGAGCUCACUGAGGAGUCCCGGACCCGAGACAUAUUGAUGCGAAAUAAGGGAAGGAUUGAUCGUUUGAAAGAACCAAUACCUGCAGUGGUACACAUCGUGUCGCGGGCCAAUAACGAGGACUUAAUGCUACACUAUAGUUUGCCAGCAUUUUCCAAAGGCGACGUAGAUGCAUUCCUCCCCGGCUUGGCGCGGUCACAUCAGUUCGUGAAGAAGCGGGGAAAAUUAGAUCUCGUGGGAGCGUCGCGUAUUAUUCUGCGUGAAUGGAACUUGGGAAAGCUGCGGUGGUACACAAUGCCGGCUUCGAAGGAACAACCGGUGGAUUCAGAAACCGAUAAGGGCGUUCUCACUGCCUUACCAACUCGUCGAGAACUACGUAAACAUGGAGGGCUGUUAAAGCUUAGCCCUGGUGUUAUUGAUACCCGUCUGCCUUCAUUCGAGGAGCCUUAUUUGGUGGACAGUGAAGGCGGAGAAGAAGACGACGACACCACGGUGAGCGAUGAGGAAGACGAAGAGGAGGAAUACCAAGAUACCAAGAUGAGCGAGGAGGAAGAGGAGGAGGAAGAAGAGGAGCCACCAUCUCCCCCCUUGUCCAGCAAGCAAAAACGUAAGCGAGGAAAGGAAGAUCCUCUUCCCCCUAGCAAAAAGCUCGCAUUCUCAGGGACCGAGGAAGACACUGACCACAAACGACAGGAUAAGGUUACGGCGCCCAAGCCUGAAGAGAAGCUAGGGAGGAAGGUAACCAACAAAGCCCCAAAAUCCAAGCCUGCAAAGACCAAGUCGGACAGUGACGGCACCGAGGCUUACGAUUUUGGCAAAUUCUUUUAG